This is a messenger RNA of Aspergillus candidus, 1740 nucleotides long. RefSeq lists its product as uncharacterized. The transcript has 3 exons. Bases 1 to 1740 code for a protein of 579 amino acids. The record is from RefSeq and is a predicted model, not a curated record. NCBI's taxonomy places the organism in Eukaryota, Fungi, Ascomycota, Eurotiomycetes, Eurotiales, Aspergillaceae.
AUGUCUGAGCUCGCGUGGAGCGAAGAUCAGUUGACCAGUGUGCUUCUGAGCACUCUCGACGCUGACCCAAACAAUCAAGAGGACCUCUCCCGCUACCAGCCAGCCCUCGACGAGUUCGCGAACAGCAAAACCCUCGAAGAACUCGAGGUGGAAACCGAGGGAAUCUGGAAAGAAUAUCAAGCCCAGUCGUCCGCGUCUGGUCCGUCUGCGGACGAGGCCAGCGACGAUAUCAAAAUCCCUUCGACCGAAGAGCUGAUUUCCCGCUACAACUGGACACAGGAGGAUGUCAAACGUGGAUACAAGGGCGGCCCCGUCAAGUUUCAAUACUUUGACAACCCUGACUCUAAUGGUCAUGAUCAUAGUGAGGAGGAGAUAGUGGUGGUGGAAAAAGAGGUGGACGUCAUCAGCAUCGCCAGCUCUGUGGAGAGCACCAAUGCCAUGACCACCACAAUCUCGUCUACCGACUCCGGCCAGCUGCCAGAGACUGCUAUCAGCAUCCCUCGUUCUCCUGCAAGCGCCAGCACUAUUUCAUCCAUGAGCACGCCCACCGACUACAGCAUGCUGUCAGACACUGGUACCAACGUCUCUUCUUUUACACGCGCCAGCACCAUGAUAUCCACGGAGUCGCCCGGCGACUCCAGCCUGCAGUCAGAGUCUGCUAGCAGCAUCUCUUCUUCUCCGUCAAGCGUCAGCAGCAUGGUAUCCACGGUCUCGCGGCCCUCCGACUCCAGCGAGCUGCCAGAGUCUACUAUCAGCGUCGACUCUUCCCCUGCACAGAGCCCCAGUACCACUGGCACACCCAGCGACUCCAGCGAGCUGCCAGAGCCUGAUAUGAGCGUCGACUCUUUCCCAGCGCAGAGCACCAGGGCCACGGGACCCGGGAACUUGUCCAACAAUCCCAACCAGCUGCCAGCCCCUGCUCUCAGCACCUCUUCUCUUGCGCAGAGCAUCAGAUCCAUGCUGCUCGCCAACUACCCGCCCGCUGUCCCCACCCAGCGCCCACUUCCUGAUAUCAGCAUCUAUCCUCCUCCCCAGGGCACACUGGCACCCAUGGACAUACUCCUCGACCCCACCAAGCUGAGAGCUCCCUACACCUUCCGCACCGCAACCCAGCCCUCGAAGGAAGCAUCCAUGGACCUUCCAACCCGCCCCGCGCAGCUCCCCCCAAGCCCAGCUCAGCAGCCCCCAGCCCCACCCCCCACCAUCUACUCCUCCCCCGCGCCACGCGCCCAAACAAUCAUAAAUACCCCCAACGCCCCAGGCGCCCUUUCCUCCCCCCUUCUCAGCGCUUCAACCCCCAAAAUUCCAGUCCAAGAAUCCCCCUGCAUCGCUCGAGCCGCCCGCAAGAGACGCGCCGCCGCCAUCAACCCCACCGCCGUCGCUCCUCCCACCGACAACAGCAACAACGACGGCAACGCCCAUUUCGAACCCCAGAUGGGCAUUGAGCGCUUCCUGAUGCAGGCGUUCCCGGACGAGGUCACCCCGUUGCAGAAGCGGCGUGUGUUGAAUGCUAGUCCGCUUGGUGAGCGCAUUCGCUAUUGCCGUGCGCCGACGGCGGAUAUGGCGUAUGGAGGUCGGAAGUUGAGCGUGCGCUCGUUGCGGGGCAUGAUUUUUACGGCUAGGUUGGCGGAGGCGAGGAGGGUGGAGAGGGCGGCGAGGGCUGCGAGAUAUGUGGUUGUUUCUGCACAGGGUGCUGCGGACCAGGAUGUUACUAUGGUGGAUGUUCAAGCGGAGCAGUAG